This is a messenger RNA of Equus caballus (horse), 5337 nucleotides long. It is a transcript of the gene PDE4A, whose product is annotated as phosphodiesterase 4A. Lineage: Eukaryota; Metazoa; Chordata; Mammalia; Perissodactyla; Equidae. The record is from RefSeq and is a predicted model, not a curated record. Gene Ontology annotation, biological process: signal transduction. Gene Ontology annotation, molecular function: 3',5'-cyclic-AMP phosphodiesterase activity. Gene Ontology annotation, cellular component: perinuclear region of cytoplasm; cytosol; nucleus.
GUGGAGAUGUGUGUGUCUGGUUGUACAUCUGUCCUUAGGCGACCAUCUCUUUUGGGGGUGGGGUCGUAUGUUUGUAUGGUUUGCUGGUGUGUAUCUGCAGCUGUGGGUCUGUGUGGCUGUCUAUUUGCUGGCUACACAUUGGCAGGGUCGGGGUGAGGGGCUGUUGUGAGAGGAUCCAUCAGGAGUGUACCUAUGGAAGGCGUAUGGGUGUGCACAGGCGAUUCAGUGGGGUUGUAAGUGUGUGGGGCUGUGCUGGAGGGAUGUGUAUGUCCACAGGUGUGAGUUGGUCCAGGUGUGAACCUGAGUGUGUUUGUGACUGUGUGUAUGUGCGCCUGCAGGGCUGCAGGGGAGGGUGCGAGGCUUCCAUGUACAGUAGUGCAGACUGUGCACUGCACAACUCCAGGGGCCACCAUUCAGAAAGCUGGCCAUGUGAUUGCUGCUUCUUGGAGUUGCAUGGCAUGGUGGCAGCCCUGUGGGAGGACGCCUGUGUGGAAAUGAGUGUGCACGGGAGUGUCUGCGUUGGGGGUGCGUACGCCCGUGGGUGGAGGUUUGUCUGGGAACAUGGGAGUCUGAGGGUGACUGUGUCUCGGGGUGUGUUGAGCAUCUGAGAAUGUGACUGUGUCUCUGAGUGUGGGUCUGCGAUGGUGUGUGGGCGUGAGUGUGCGUCUUACCUUAUGGAUUAGUCAGGGUACGUUUGUGUGUAAGGCUGCACGAGUAUUUGUGUCUAUUUGAAAGUCUGUCCGUGGGUAUGUUGAGUGUGUCUGUAAGUGUGUCUAGUAUCUGGGUGUUCGUCCCUCAGUGUGUGUGUCUGCACGUGCGGGUGUGGGUCUGUGUUCUUGGAAGAGGUGUGUCUGAAGGCGUUUGUAUGUCUGUGUGCUCAACUAUGUGUCUAUAGAUGUGUUGGACCUCAGAGUUGUGACUGUGUGUGUGUGGUCAGUGUAGGACUGAAAGCAUUUUCCAGCGUGUCCAGUAUCUGGCUGUGUUGGUGUGGAAGGUGUGUCUCAGAGCGUUCGUGUGUCUGUGAGUGUGUGGAGCCCCUGGGUGUGUGUCUUUGUCUCUGGGUGCGUGCAUGGAGAGGGCCCGUCCUCACGAGGGGGUGUGUCCCCCUGCCUGUCCAUGCGUCCCUCCUGGGUCCUGGCUGAGGCCCACGGGCUCCUAUGCCCCUUUAACGCCCCCCCACCCCAGGCACCACCUGACAUCGCAUGCAGCCUGCCAGUGCUGCAGUGAGCACGCACACGCACGCACACACACACACAGGCGGACACACGGAGCCAGAGCCUCUGAAGCGUCCUCCCAGGACCCUCGCCCUGCACCCCCCCCCCAUGGGCAGGGGUCCCCGGCCGCCUCCAGCUGCCGCCUCCGGGGGCCCCAGCGGGGCCAGAGGCUGGCGGACCAUGUAACCAGGGCUGCCACCGGGAGGGGAGCGCGGAGGGGAAGGGAGCCCCCAGCCCUGCUGGGCCGGCCCAGGCCCCUCCGCGGCUCCCCCUUCCACUGCCCACCUGCCCAGCGCCCCGCCCCCCGACGGUGGCGGUUAACCCCGGGAGCCCCCAAGCCCAGCGUGCGUGUGUGGCAGCCCCGAGUAGGGCUAAGCUUCCAAGAUGCCCUUGGUGGAUUUCUUCUGCGAGACCUGCUCCAAGCCGUGGCUGGUGGGCUGGUGGGACCAGUUCAAGAGAAUGCUCAACCGUGAACUCACACACCUGUCCGAGAUGAGCAGGUCAGGAAACCAGGUCUCUGAGUACAUCUCCACCACGUUCCUGGACAAGCAGAAUGAAGUGGAGAUCCCAUCACCCACCAUGAAGGAUCGAGAAAAACAGCAGGCGCCACGGCAGAGACCCUCCCAGCAGCCCGCGCCCCCCGGGCCGCAGUUCCAGCCCAUGUCUCAGAUCACGGGGGUGAAGAGGCUGGCGCACAGCAGCAGCCUGAACGAUUCCAGCGUCCCCCGCUUCGGGGUGAAGACCGACCAAGAGGAGCUCCUGGCCCAAGAACUGGAGAACCUGAACAAGUGGGGCCUGAACAUCUUUUGCGUGUCGAAUUACGCCGGCGGCCGCUCGCUCAGCUGCAUCAUGUACACAAUAUUCCAGGAGCGGGACCUGCUCAAAAAGUUCCGCAUCCCGGUGGACACGAUGGUGACAUAUAUGCUGACCCUGGAAGACCACUACCACCCGGAUGUGGCCUACCACAACAGCCUGCAUGCCGCCGACGUGCUGCAGUCCACCCACGUGCUGCUGGCCACGCCUGCUCUGGACGCUGUAUUCACGGACCUGGAGAUUCUUGCCGCCCUGUUCGCGGCUGCCAUCCACGACGUGGACCACCCCGGGGUCUCCAACCAGUUCCUCAUCAACACCAAUUCGGAGCUGGCGCUCAUGUACAACGACGAGUCGGUGCUGGAGAACCACCACCUGGCCGUGGGCUUCAAGCUGCUGCAGGAGGACAACUGCGAUAUCUUCCAGAACCUCAGCAAGCGCCAGCGGCAGAGCCUGCGCAAGAUGGUCAUCGACAUGGUGCUGGCCACGGACAUGUCCAAGCACAUGACCCUCCUGGCUGACCUGAAGACCAUGGUGGAGACCAAGAAAGUGACCAGCUCGGGGGUCCUCCUGCUGGAUAACUACUCCGACCGCAUCCAGGUCCUGCGGAACAUGGUGCACUGCGCGGACCUCAGCAACCCCACCAAGCCGCUCGAGCUGUACCGCCAGUGGACGGACCGCAUCAUGGCCGAGUUCUUCCAGCAGGGUGACCGGGAACGCGAGCGGGGCAUGGAGAUCAGCCCCAUGUGCGACAAGCACACGGCCUCUGUGGAGAAGUCGCAGGUGGGUUUCAUCGACUAUAUUGUGCACCCGCUAUGGGAGACGUGGGCUGACCUGGUCCACCCGGACGCCCAGGACAUCCUAGACACGCUGGAGGACAACCGGGACUGGUACUACAGCGCCAUCCGGCAGAGCCCGUCGCCACCGCCCGACGAGGAGGCCAGGGGGCCGGGCCACCCGCCCCCGCCUGAUAAGUUCCAGUUCGAGCUGACGCUGGAGGAGGACGUGGAGGAGGAGGCGGCGUGUCCUGCCUUGGGCGCCGGUGGAGCGGAGGAGUCGCCCGCGGCCCGGGAGGCAUCCCCAGCUGAGGGACUCUUGGAGGUCCCCGGCCAGGACGUGGACGUGUGCAUGGAGCGCGAGGUGCAGGAAGUGUGCUGGAGGCGGCGGGCAGACUCGGCGCACAGUGUGGCUGCGGGCCGCGAGGAGUCCUCGUCCCCGGAUGCGUCCGCCGAGGCUGUGGGCUGCAGCAGCCCCCGUGUGCCUGCCUUGAGGACCCUGCCCCCUCCAGAGGAGGCCCCGGGCCGCUCGGGCCUCCCCUCCACGGCGGCCGAGGUGGGGGCCCAAAAGGAUCAUCAGGCUGCCAAGGGGGCGCGCUGUGCCUGCCCAGGGACCCCCGGCGAGGACGCCCCCGCGCCCCCAGCUCCUGGCGGGAGGGGGCCAGCUGGAGGCCCUCCCUGAGCCCCCGCCCCCGCCCGCCGUGGCCCCUCUGCCUCCCUUCACCGCCGUCACCCCCCCACGACCCCUCCACUGCCUCAAAGACUCCUGGGCCUCCUGAGAAAAAAGAAAACAGAAAAGUGGGGUUUUUUCUCUUUUCUUUUUUUCCUCCCUCUCCCCCAACCCCCACCCACGGGGCCUCCUUUUGGAGGUGGGGGCUGGGGGACGAAGGCGCUGAGGUCCCGGAUGGGAUUUUAUUUUUGGAAUUUUAAUUGUGACAUUUUUAGAAAAAGAGAAAAAAAAAAGAAAAAAAAAAUCCAGGAUGAAACACAGCAACUGUAGAUGCCCCUGUGUCCGGCUCCCCCUCCGUCAUCUCCAGCCACCGCCCCCCACCCCGAGCUUCCAGGCGCCGUCUUCCGGGCUCAAGGGCCCUCCGCCUGGCCCAAGAAGCCCCCUCCAGCCUUCUCUUCUGGAUUUGGGAGGGUAGUAGAACUCAGCCAGAAAUAGCCAUUCUGGGCGGGGGCCCCGGCUGGUGAGGGGGUCACGGUGGGAGGCCCCAGCUCCCCUCUGGCUCGCUGCGCCCCCCCCCCCAGAAGUCUUCCGCCUCAUUUUGCACAAACCUGGCAAUACUGACUCGGGGACCGCAAGGGGGAGGUUGGUCUUCGGGCUGCAGCCCCCGGGGUGGGAGGGACGGUCACACCACCAGCCUGGGGGCUACGGUCUCAGGAGGGCCUGAUCCCCCCUUCUCUUCCCACUCCCCUCCCCUCAACUUUGGGUUCCGUUCGAAUUUUCCCCAUCUGGGGGGGACGGCUCCCAGCCGCAUCCCUCUGCCUAGCUGCUUCUCCUCUUGUUUCUGCCUUAAUGAUCCCCACGGCCAUAGGAGAGGGGGUCGCAGUGGCUCGCCCCCCUGCACCUCGAGUGGGGCGGGGCCAGGCCCGGAGCCCCCAUCCUGGGCACCCCCCUCCCCAGCAUCCUCCUGCUCACCCCCCCGCCCCCCCGUGCCCUAGGAAGAAGCAAUAAUGGUGUACACCCACAUCCCCUUUCUGGGCAGCCUUUCCCUACCCGGGCCCCAUCGCCCUCCACCCUGCCAAGCCUCCCCCUCGCUCCCUAGCUGCUCCCUGAGCAAUACGACAGACGGAUGCAAGGCCAUUUUUCUCCAAGCCAUGGGGGACCCUCUGGAAGGAAAGAUGCCGUCUUCCCUCUGCUCUGCCCCUCUCCCGGUUCUGCCGCUGCAGGCCGGUCCUCUCUCAUCGCCUCCCGUCCCCUGCGGAGCACACGGUACUGUAGCCCCCAGCUCCCCGCAGCCUCCAUCAGUCUGUCCAUCUCCGUGGGGAGGACCGCCCGCUCCCGCCCCCAAGAUGCUGUACAGGGUUCAUUUUUGUAGCCAACGUAGUUUCUGUCCCAGCCGGCGACCGGAGUGGGCCUUUUUGUUGUUGUUUUCUUUCUUUUUUUUUUGUACAUACUGUAAGGUUGGUUUGUAAAUUAUUCUACAGAGGCAAAAAGGGAAAAUAAACUCGCCCUUCCCCCGCUGACCAGCAGGGGAAGGAGGGCAGGGGGUCUCCCAGAGGGAGAGCCCCCCUUCCCGCUGUAUUAUACAAACUGUACCAUGGACCCCGAAAGGGGGAACUCGGCGCCGGUUUGCACGGGGACUCAUGGCAUCGGAGGGGGCGAGGGCUGGACAGAGCCUGCCCCCUCCCCGUCCCCAGGGCCGGAUGUGACCGGCGAGAGGGCCCCCCACCCCCCCAUCAGGGCUCCUGUCUCCGGGGGUGCACAGGCCCCCCCGUGUGCUGCUCGCGUGUUGUCCACUUUGACGAUCAUUGAGUCUGAUCGAUAAUCAAUCCUUUGAUCUUGUCUCCAAUUAAACUGAGGCUUUCACGAA